Messenger RNA from Toxorhynchites rutilus septentrionalis, 1275 nucleotides. RefSeq lists its product as uncharacterized. Bases 1 to 1275 code for a protein of 424 amino acids. The record is from RefSeq and is a predicted model, not a curated record. The transcript has a single exon. Lineage: Eukaryota; Metazoa; Arthropoda; Insecta; Diptera; Culicidae.
AUGGCGAUGUUCGACCCUCAAGGUCUGCUUUCUCCGUUUACCGUAUUUGGUCGCAUGUUAGUUCAAGACCUGUGGAGAACUGGCUGCGGAUGGGAUGACGAAAUCGACGAGGAGUCAUUUCAGAAGUGGGUUCGCUGGACAAAAGUGCUGCCGAUGAUAGAAGCGAUCCGAAUUCCCCGAAGUUACUUCGGAGACGUCAGAAGGGACCAACUCGAAGAUCUUCAACUGCACGUGGUGUCUGACGCUAGUAAAGGUGCGUACGGGUGUGCGGCCUAUUUCCGAGCUGUGAUUGGUGGAACGAUCCGGUGUGUGUUGGUGACUAGUCGGGUGAAGGUGGCACCAUUAAAGCCAAUAUCCGUUCCUCGACUCGAACUACAAGCGGCAGUAUUGGCAGCUAGGGUGGCCUUUGCGGUGAGAAACGGUCAUUCAUUCAGUAUUAGGCAGCAGUUUUUCUGGACGGACUCAACGACCGUGCUUUCGUGGAUCAGAUCUGAUCAACGCAAUUACAAGGAGUUUGUUGGUCUUCGCAUUGGAGAAAUUCUAACCCGGACAAACCUCUCGGAAUGGCGUUGGGUUCCUACGAAGAUGAACGUCGCAGACCAGCUAACUAAGUGGACGAGAGAUCCUGAAGUAAAUUCUACGAGCAGUUGGUUUACCGGGCCUAGAUUCCUGUAUCUGCCAGAAGCAGAUUGGCCGAAGCAGAGGCUGCCGCGUCCAGAUACCGAGGAAGAAUUGAAAGCACAUCUACAUGUCCAUGACGUACAGCUUCCCGCUUCUGUUAUAGAUGUAAAUCGUAUUUCGAAGUGGACGGUCCUGGUAAGAACGAUGGCUUGCGUGUUUCGGUUUGUAUCAAAUUGCCGGAAAAAGGUGAAGGGGUUGCCGCUAGAAACGCUGAAACCGACAGAAAAGCAGAUGAAGAAGAUUAUUCCGAUUGCCCAUGCGGUGUCACGGACGCCACUGAAACAGGAAGAGUUCCAGCAGGCGGAAAUUUGGCUAAUGCGGAUGGCACAAUCGGAUGAGUUUAGCGACGAACUGAAAAUUCUUAUAAAAAACUCGAAGCUUCCAAUCGAGGCGUGGUUGGAAAUCGAGAAAACCAGUUUCCUCUACAAGAUAACUCCUCUCAUCGAUGAAAACAACCUUCUGCGCAUGGAUGGCCGAGCGGGACCAGCUGAUUUCCUGCCGUUCGAUCUUCGAUUCCCGGUGGUGCUGCCGAAGGACCAUGCCGUCACCUGGAAAAUCGUGCAGCAUUAUCACGAACGGUUCGCCCACGGUUAA